Molecule: messenger RNA, 593 nt
Organism: Scheffersomyces amazonensis
Lineage: Eukaryota; Fungi; Ascomycota; Pichiomycetes; Serinales; Debaryomycetaceae
Product: 60S ribosomal protein eL34
Exons: 2
Coding region: 104-472 (122 amino acids)
Biological process (GO): translation
Cellular component (GO): ribosome
Molecular function (GO): structural constituent of ribosome
Source: RefSeq, a predicted model, not a curated record
AGUCGUUUCUCAGAGAAAAUUUUGAAAAUUAUAUUAUAGGUUUGAAAUAGAAAUUUCAAUUCUUCUUUUAACGCUUCAUACCAUAGCAUAGAUCAUCUUCAAAAUGGCUCAAAGAAUUACCUACAGAAGAAGAAAUCCAUACAACACCAGAUCUAACAAGGUCAAGGUCGUUAAGACCCCAGGUGGUAAAUUAGUUGCCCAACACGUUAAGAAGAACGCUUCCAGAGUUAAAUGUGGUGACUGUGGUAUCGCUUUAGCUGGUAUCUCCACUUUAAGACCAAGACAAUACGCUAACGUUUCUAAAACUCACAAGACCGUCCAAAGAGCUUACGGUGGUUCCAGAUGUGCUAACUGUGUCAAGGAAAGAAUCGUCAGAGCUUUCUUAAUUGAAGAACAAAAGAUCGUCAAGAGAGUCUUAAAAGAACAAGAAGACAAAGAAAAGAAGUCUGCCAAGAAGACCGGUAAGAAAUAAAUCAUUUAACAUAAAUCAAGAUUUGUAAUAUAGUCUUUCAUGGUAUCUCAUCUGUAAAUUUCUUCUUAAACAACCCCCUUUUAAUAAAAAUACAUACACGUUAUAGUUAUUGAUCAAUGUA